CAUUUCACCUUUCUUUUACUUUUCCCUCCUUGACUCCUUUUCUCUCUCCCCAACAGCUUUAUCUAACAACACUUUUUCCUUUCUCCUGCCAGUGCUCAGUGCCCACCGAUUCCUUGGUGCCAUAUCCUUUAAACAUCAUCUUUGCAGAAAUCACAUAAAAAAUCCACUUGGGUCUCCUCCGAAACUUAGAAACGCCUCUCGUAUUAAUGGCCAUGGGAGCUUCUUCUAAUACCCUCUUCUUCCUCUUCUUCUCCCUUUCCCUUCUCACAUUCUGUUAUUCAGGAACUUUGGUGGGUUUCUCUUAUGAUGCAAGGAGAAGUGCAACUUCAUCACCUAAAGAAACAAUGUCCUUCCUCAAGGAAAACAACGUUUCCCCAUCUCAGAUAAGGGUAUUUGCAGCAGAUGAUAGGGUUUUGCCACAACUGUCCAACGCCGGAAUACCUGUUGAUCUCUACUUAGAUGAAAUUCAGGUUGAGCGUCUGAGUAAAUCCAAAGCUUCAGUCAUUGCAUGGCUCAAAACCCACCUCAUAGGCUUUCUCCCACAUGUAAACAUUACCAGCAUAAUAGUUGGCACCAGCAGUAGUACCUCAUCAACUACUCAAAACCAGUUACCUUUACUCCUACACACCAUGAAUUAUAUCCAUUCAGUGCUAACAUGGUUUGCUCUUGAAGGUCAAGUUAAGGUCUCAGUUUCGUUCUCCAUGCCAUUUUUAGAGAGCCUAAACAAAACUCAGGCAAGAGAUCUACACGGGAUUCUAGAUUUCAUUAGGAAAUCUAGGUCCUUCGCAGUUAUACGAACUGUCAUUAAUGGAGAGCUGAGUAUGGGAGAUCACUUUGUCCGCUUGAUGAUUGGAACGGCUAGAAAUGCCUCCAUUGCUCUUCGUUACUGUGAUGUUCCCUUGGUCGUGACUGUUGGUAGCUCUGCUGUUCCUAGUGCAGUAGAAGUUUCUGAAUUUUCUGAGAAGAUUCUGCGAUCCAUAGGAAACAACACCGAGGCCAUAGGUAAUGUAACUGGGUUAUUUGCAGAAAUCCCUUCGGUGGAAGAAUCCAAGCGGAAAGAGCUCAAGAUAGAAGAGGAACAGAUAUUUCACUCUGCCCACAGGGAACUCCUUGACCAUGGCGGCAUGGAACAGAGAUCCAUCUCAAAAAGAACAACUCUCCAUGAUGUGAUAGGCUCUCCAGCAUCAACUCUCCCUAUAAAUCCCACGCCAACGAUUAUCACGGUGCCCUCUACAACAAAUCCUGUGACCGUAAUGCCGGCAAAUCCUGUAACCUCCCCUGUCACAAUCCCCUCCACAACGCCAAUCAGUAUUCCACCUGCAAAUCCUACCAACCCACCCAUAAUCGGACCAAUAACCAAUCCAGUCACGACACCAGUAACAACUCCAACAACACCAACAGUAACCAACCCGGUGACUACUUAUCCAGUAGCACCGCCCGGCAACGUUCCUAUCACAACGCCGACGAUACCCAUUACAAACCCGGUGACUCCUCCGGCGACGACGGGCUCAUCAAUUAUUCCGGGGCAGACUUGGUGCAUAGCAAGGAGUGGGGUAUUACAAAAUGCACUUCAAAUUGCACUGGACUAUGCUUGUGGAAUUGGAGGUGCAGACUGCUCGACAAUCCAACCUACAGGAAGCUGCUACAAUCCAAAUACCCUCCAAAACCACGCUUCAUAUGCAUUUAACAGCUACUUUCAGAAGAAUCCAGUGCCAUCCAGUUGCGACUUUGGAGGAACUGCUACGAUUGUGAACACCAAUCCAAGUACUGGUUCCUGUGUUUACCCAUCAACAUCAUCAUCACCACCGUCACAAUCAUUACCGACAACAUCAUCACCAUUACCGCCGGCAACAGCAAGUUCUGGUUCAUCAGCACCAGUGAUUGGCACGAGCGGCCCUGCUACAGGCACCACAAUAUUUGGAACCCAACCACCUCCUGGCAGUAACACGACGGUGUCCACAUCAACCACUUUGCAGCCACAGUAUAGAUGCAUUCUAUUGUUAACGCCUAUUACCUUUGUAAUGCUAAGGGUGGUGAUGUAGGUAUCCAUUUCCAAUGUAUGACAGUAGAUCAGAGCUCCAGCAAAAUUCCAGAACCUGGCAGUAUUAGCUUACAGCAAAACAAACGGCCAAGAGUUCGUUCUUCAGAGCUUAGAACCAAGAUCCAUUCCCUGUGACUAGAUCUACUAACCAAUGUCCAGUUGUCCACAUCGUAUGAGAUGGUAACCCUUAGUUGUAGUUACAGAGCAUUGUACUGGCAUACUCCAGCAAUUCAAUUCUCAAGCAGGUUGCAAUGGGUGGCAACAAAGGAACAUGUGAUCCCUGUUUUCUUUCCAAGUGCAGGUGCUGGUACUGGUGGUGGUGCUAUACAGGUAUUUUGCCAUUUUGAUAAAUAAAAUGAGUUUCAGUUCCACAUUA
This is a messenger RNA of Nelumbo nucifera (sacred lotus), 2417 nucleotides long. RefSeq names its product glucan endo-1,3-beta-glucosidase 3-like. NCBI's taxonomy places the organism in Eukaryota, Viridiplantae, Streptophyta, Magnoliopsida, Proteales, Nelumbonaceae. Gene Ontology annotation, biological process: carbohydrate metabolic process. The record is from RefSeq and is a predicted model, not a curated record. Gene Ontology annotation, molecular function: hydrolase activity, hydrolyzing O-glycosyl compounds.